AGUGCUGUUCUACAGGAAAGCAAUAGGGUGAGCUUAGAUGGGAAAUGCAGAGUGGUGGGUUAAGAAACUUGUAGAAACUGAGUUUCCACUGAGUACUCUGGGUGUGCAGGGAUGCAUGUAAGAUGUGUGUGCUGCUGUGGCUUUCUUACUCCUGUCUCGUGACUACAGCUGGGGCUGCAGGCUUUGAUAGAACUAUUGAUAGUGCCCCAUUUUGGAUGAGGAAGAAGGAAGUAGAGCAGAAGAAUCCAGAGAAAUCAGAGCCCAUCAGGUAGAUCUGAAGGCCAUGGCCCAGGGAUUGGUGACAUUCAGGGAUGUGGCCGUAGAGUUCUCUCAGGAAGAAUGGAAGUGUCUGAAACCUGCCCAGAGGGACUUGUACAGAGACGUGACUUUGGAGAACUUUGGGAACUUGGUCUCACUAGGGAUUUCCAUUUCUAAACCUGAUGUCAUCUCCUUGUUGGAGCAGGGGAAAGAGCCCUGGAUGAAGGCAAAUGAUAUUACAGGACCAUGGUGCCCAGACUUGGCAUCCAGGUGUGAAACCUUCCCACAAAGAGGUAUUUUUGAAAUAGACUCAUUCAAUUGGGAGAUAAUGGAAAGCCUUCGGUGCUGUGAUCUCGAAAUCGCCAGUUUUAAAGAUGACUGGAAAUGCAAAGGCCAGUUUGAGGGACAGCACAUGAAUCAAGAGUGCUGUCUCCAGCAGAGGACGAUCACCCGUGAAAGCUUGCCCGCCUCUGAGCACCAUACAUCGCCCACUCUUCGUCAGAGCAGUGAGACUGGUGAGAGACUGAUGGGAUGUAAUGACUGUGGGAAAACCUUUAGCCGGGGCGCACACCUUAUUCAACAUCAGAAAACGCAUACUGGGGAAAAGCCCUUCGAGUGCGAGGAGUGUGGGAAGGCCUUUAGCCGAGCCUCGCACCUCGCUCAGCAUCAGAGAAUUCACACAGGUGAGAAACCUUAUGACUGCAAGCACUGUGGGAAGGCCUUCGGACGCACUUCGGAACUCACUCUACACCAGCGACUACAUACUGGUGUGAAACCCUAUGAAUGUAAGGAAUGUGGAAGGACCUUUAGACAGCAUUCCCAACUUAUUCUGCAUCAAAGAACUCACACUGGUGAGAAACCCUACGUAUGUAAAGACUGUGGGAAGGCUUUUAUUCGUGGCUCACAACUUACUGUUCAUCGCAGGAUUCACACAGGUGCCAGACCCUAUCAGUGCAAAGAAUGUGGGAAGGCCUUCAAACAGCAUUCCCAACUCACUGUCCAUCAGCGAAUUCAUACUGGGGAGAAGCCCUAUGAAUGUAAGGAGUGUGGAAAGGGCUUUAUUCACAGCUCAGACAUUACUCGACAUCAAAGAAUUCACUCUGGGGAGAAACCUUUCGAAUGUAAGGAAUGUGGGAAGGCCUUCCGACAGCACGCACAGCUGAGGCGACAUCAGAGGGUUCACACUGGUGACAGACCCUAUGAGUGCAAGGACUGUGGGAAGGCGUUUAGUCAGAGUUCCUACCUCAUUCAGCAUCAGCGAAUCCACACAGGGGACAAACCCUACGAAUGUAAGGAGUGUGGGAAGGCCUUUAUUCGUGUCUCACAGCUGACUCACCAUCAGCGAGCUCACACCUGCGAGAAACCCUAUGAGUGCAGGGAGUGUGGAAUGGCCUUUAUCCGCAGUUCCCAACUCACUGAACAUCAGAGAAUUCAUCCAGGUAUCAAACCUUAUGAGUGCAGAGAAUGUGGGCAGGCCUUUAUCCUCGGCUCACAGCUCAUUGAACACUACAGAAUUCAUACUGGUUAGAAAACCUCAACUGUUAAAGACGUAGAAAAGCCUUGAUGUGGAGUUUAAACCUGAUUCAAGAUUCAAUCAUUUAAUGAAAUUAAUGUCAGAAAGCCUUCUUUUGUCACUUGCAUUAUGGAACAUCAGAGAACUCCUACCAGAAGAAAAUUCAAUAAAUAUGGGAAUUCUUGUUGCCUACUUACUGUUUACUGAGGAUCAGAGAACAUAUGCUAAAAAUGUCAAUGUAGAAAAGCCUUCUGUUGCCACUCAAAAUGUGUUAAAUUUCUGAGGAUUCCAAAUAGAAAAUGACCCUAUUAAAAUGUUUUGUGAGCCUGCCUUCCACCAUGACAUACAGUUUACUGAAUAGUGUCUCAUUGCCACUGAUUACUGACUGUUCAGCCUUGUACAAAUUAUGCAGCCUUUCUGUCCCUCAAUUUACUUAUUUUUAACUGAUGGUAAU
Molecule: messenger RNA, 2225 nt
Organism: Lepus europaeus (European hare)
Lineage: Eukaryota; Metazoa; Chordata; Mammalia; Lagomorpha; Leporidae
Product: zinc finger protein 565
Exons: 5
Coding region: 284-1786 (500 amino acids)
Biological process (GO): regulation of DNA-templated transcription
Source: RefSeq, a predicted model, not a curated record